Tremella mesenterica DSM 1558 is the source of this 1392-nucleotide messenger RNA. RefSeq lists its product as uncharacterized. Bases 1 to 1134 code for a protein of 377 amino acids. Gene Ontology annotation, molecular function: nucleic acid binding. Lineage: Eukaryota; Fungi; Basidiomycota; Tremellomycetes; Tremellales; Tremellaceae. The transcript is spliced from 4 exons. The record is from RefSeq and is a predicted model, not a curated record.
AUGCCUGAUCUUCUGCGCGCCGCAUCCCUCUAUAAGAAAAAGCAUCCCUCUGAGAGCUUUGCCAGUAUCUCACUGCGCUACAAUGUCCCCAAAACCACCCUCUACAAUCGCUACGAAGGUGUUCAUUCCCGCCGAGGUGUUAAUGUUGCUCGAGCCCUUUCCAUUGCCCAAGAAGCCAAACUUGUCCUCAAAAUCAACAACUAUGCAGAUCGUGGAACUCUUCUUACUCCCCAACUUGUCAGAGAACUAGCAGAAGCCGCUGCAGGACGAGCUUUCAAGACUUCGGGCGGACAAUCCACAGACAAGGAAAGCUUGGUAUUCACUACAAUUGGACCGAAUAGUGAACAUAUCACCACUAUUGCUUGUAUUGGUAUCGAUAUCUACGCCCCUCAAGUCCCACCAAUGAUCAUCUAUCAAGGAAAAGGGCAAGUUCUACCAGCAUGGACAAGAGUCAGGGAGCCGGAUGUGGUACAGAAGGGAAUGGUGACACUAUCAGGCUGGAGUAACUCAUACAUUUGUCUCAAGUGGCUGACCGACGUCUUUGAUUCGGCAACCUGUGAUCAUGUCCCCUCAGGCUGUCGACAUCUUCUUUUCCUUGAUGGAGCCGAUCCACAUGUGAAAGUCGAGUUCCUUGAAGCCUGCUGGGCUAGAAACAUAGUCAUUAUCAUCUUUCCUGCUGGAAUGACUGGAGAAUUUCAACCGUUGGAUGUGGAUUUCUUCAAUCAUGUCAAGCACAUUUUCUUCAAUCAGAUGGACGCUUAUCAACGAGGUAGCUCUCUCUCACGAGUAGCUAAGGGGAUGUUCUGGGGUUGGCAUCAAAUCAAGGCGGCGUGGAGAAAAGCAGGUCUAUGGCCACUUGAUGCGGAUGUCAUGGGAGCAGUCGAUCCCCCUAUCCCUCAAGGUCCAACAACUCCUCCUCCACAUGGUUCUUCACUAUCACCGGAUCUUGAAACCCCUCAAAACCACCAGCGCCUCCGGAAAUACUCAUCCCUCAUUCGUCAAGGUAUUCUCAGCCCUACCAGGGCAUUUGAAAAGGCAAGGAAGAAAUUAGAAGAGAGUUUAGCGGAGUCAGCUUUCAAGGAUAGGGAGAUUGCGGAUAUGCAAGCAGCAAUGCAGUUGGACAAAGAGGCUUAGGGGGAGUAGAAAGCGUGCUAUCUACAAAGAUGGUGAGGUUUUUGACCCGAGUAUCAGGAGCAGAAUGCAGAGGAGCUUGCGGAACGUAAAAAAGCGGAGCAGGAAGCAAGGAAGAAAAAGAAGACAGCGGCUGAGAAUGGUAGUUCCAAAGGUAAGCAGCAUGCUUCUACUACAUUCAGAGAGUGCUCUGCAGGUCCCUCUACAGUUAUCUGAGGUAUUCAUAGGCAGGGGAUGCAUGUGAGAUGAAAUUUUCGGUCU